Histoplasma capsulatum G186AR is the source of this 324-nucleotide messenger RNA. RefSeq lists its product as uncharacterized. Bases 1 to 324 code for a protein of 107 amino acids. The transcript has a single exon. The record is from RefSeq and is a predicted model, not a curated record. NCBI's taxonomy places the organism in Eukaryota, Fungi, Ascomycota, Eurotiomycetes, Onygenales, Ajellomycetaceae.
AUGUAUGGGCGCAAGUCCACCUGUGGAUGGCAUCGAAACAAAUCCCCCGCCAUAAACCUAGCCAAGUCCCGCCGCGGCCAAGUCCCCAAAGUCAGGCGGGAGAAGGCCAGGCUUGGCGCAGAGCCGAACGUGAGCCGUGGCUUGGCGUUUAUGAGCCUCGGACUCUUCCACGAGGAUGGACAUCGCAAGCCAACUACCAACGACCAGCCAACCAUCACACGCCUUAUCGCAUGGUGGGGUAUGCAGCACGGUUGGAUGGGUUUCAGCUUUCUCUCUAAGCCUGAUGCGAAAAAUAGUGGCAUCAUUAUCGGUCGGGUUCCGUGA